AUGGCAUUCUGUGAUUACAUCUCUCGGCUGUACGACGCGGCGACCACCACGUUGGAUGUCGGCGUACAGUCGAGUGCACCUGUUAAACUGGGCCGAGGUGUGCGUCAGGGAGAUCCGUUGUCGCCCAUCCUGUUCAACAUGGCGAUGGACGUAAUUCUUGCCGCUCUACCGAAAGAGGUAGGCUAUAGGCUGGAAAUGGAGCGAGUCUCGGCUCUGGCCUAUGCCGAUGACCUAGUCCUGCUUGCAGGCUCAAAGGUAGGGAUGCAGGAAUCCAUUGACCGUGUGUUCGAGGUUGCGUCGUCGAUGGGUCUCUUGGUCAACAACAACAAGAGCUCCGUCUUGUCGAUGGUGCCCGACGGAAAGCGCAAGAAGCACCACUAUCUGACCGGGAAAACGUUCCGGAUAGGUCGGAAGUGGCUAAGUCAAACUUCCUGCGUGGAACGUUGGCGCUAUCUGGGCAUCGACUUCCAGGCGUCUGGAUGCGUGAUGUUAGAGCAUGAUAUCAAAGUUGCCUUAACCAACAUCUCUAAGGCACCCCUCAAGCCGCAGCAGCGACUCGAAAUCGUGAGGGGACACCUUAUUCCGAGAUUUUUGCAUGGCCUUGUGUUGGGCAAUAUCUCGGAUGAUAGGUUAAACAUGCUCGACGUCCAGAUCCGGGGUGCGGUUAGGAAUUGGCUGAGGCUCCCGAAGGAUGUGCCUGUCGGGUACUUCCACGCCGACAUCAAGGACGGCGGCCUAGCGAUCCCAUCGCUUCGGGCGACCGUCCCGGAUCUCAUAUUGAAGAGGUUCGGGCGGCUCGACUCGUCGAGUUGGCCAGUAGCACAGGCCGCCGCCAGAUCCGCAAGGAUCCGAAAGAAGUUGAGCUGGGCCGACAAGCAAAUCCGAAAGUUCACCAGAGAGGAUCCGGUCACGGGCCUUAGGUCCGUCUCACGGUUUUGGCGAGAUAGACUGUGGAGCUCAGUGGACGGGUUCGAGUUACGCGAAUCCGCCCGCACUCCCGCGUCUACGAAGUGGAUUCGGGAGGAGUCUUCACAUGUCUCGGGUCGGGACUUCGUGCAGUUCGUCCACACGCAUAUAAACGCCAUCCCGUCAAGGGUUAGAACAUCUAGAGGGCGAAGGAUUGGUCGUGAGGCGGAGUUGAACUGCCGCGCCGGGUGCGUGGUUAGGGAGACGACGGCUCACACCAUCCAACAAUGUUGGCGGACGCACGGGGGCCGGAUCUUGCGCCAUGACCGUGUAGUGAGGCUAGUAGCAGAAGCGAUGGCCUCAGACCAAUGGUCGGUGGUGACUGAGCCUCAUGUCAAGACCUCGAAAGGCCUUCGGAAGCCCGACAUAGUAGCCGCUAAAGGAGGCGUCGGAGUGAUCGUGGACGUCCAGGUAGUCUCGGGCCAGCGGCCCCUCGAUGAUGCUCACCGUGAGAAACGUAGUAAAUACGGGACUCACGAGGAGCUAGUUGAGAAGGUUGCUGGUAUACUAGGACUACCCAGUAAGGAUUGCGUCCACGCGACCUCAUGUACGAUCUCCUGGCGAGGUGUUUGGAGUCACUCCUCCUAUAAGGAGUUGAAGAGACUCCUAGGGCUGAAGGAGAGUCUGUUGAGAGCUAUACCAGUGGUGGUAUUGCGCGGCUCGCACAUGAACUGGACACGUUUCAGUCAGAUGACCGGGACUGUGGUGGGAACCCCAGUGUGA
Molecule: messenger RNA, 1689 nt
Organism: Parnassius apollo (apollo)
Lineage: Eukaryota; Metazoa; Arthropoda; Insecta; Lepidoptera; Papilionidae
Source: the annotation of a GenBank genome assembly